AUGUCAUAUUUCUCAAGAAAAGAACAAAGUCUCUUAUUUAAACACUUCUCAAAAAUCUUCCCAAAUACAUUGAUAACUGAAAUAGGAAUUACUGAGGAUUUGAAACAGAGAUUGAUAAUAUUACAAACUAUUUGUUGUAACUCUAUGUUAUCCACUGGAGUUAGAAAUAUAGAGUGAGCAAUGUUGACGACAUGAGGAUCUGAUGUAUCAAGAAUUGAGUAUUGAUCAAUUUGACUUGUUAUUUUGCUCACCUACGAUUACGAUGUAAGUCAAUAGAACGGCUGCGUUGUCCAUCCGGAAGCUGCAAUUUUACCUGUAAAAAUAAUAUAGACACGCACGUGUUUGUGGUUAAUUCAAAUA
Molecule: messenger RNA, 360 nt
Organism: Acanthoscelides obtectus
Lineage: Eukaryota; Metazoa; Arthropoda; Insecta; Coleoptera; Chrysomelidae
Source: the annotation of a GenBank genome assembly